AUGGCAACAAAACUUAAAAACAAUAAUAAUAAAAACGAUGAUGCGGAUGGAGAGAAUUUGGAGAUGGACGUAUGUAGUGAUAGUGGAUCUAUGGACGGAAGCGGGACUGGUCACCUAACCACGGUGACAGAACCGGUUAUUUUAAGUGGAGAGGAGAUUUUAUUAGGUCCUGCUACUGACGAGUCGCCUUUGAUAGGUGGACACGCUUUACGCAAAAGGUCAGCAAACAAAGUAAUAGAUCUUGAAUCUGAAGGCGCAUCUGAUCUAGAUGAAGUGCAACCAGCGGCGGCAAAAAUGUCAACUAGCCACAGAGGUGGUAAAGCUAGUGCCGGCCGAGUGUCGGAGUUAAGUCGGGCCAGGGCGGAACUUCGUGCUGCGGAGGAGGAGGCCCGUGAAGAAGCCGCUAACAGAGAAUGGCGAAAACGCCUCCAAGAGCCGGUUCCAUCAGAACUGCCCAACUCAGGGGCAGAUUUGGUUCACACCGCUGACUCGGCCGAUGACAUAUCUGUCAAAGAUCUAAAAGCCAAAAUGAUGACGGUAACAGAGAUGACUAAAAAUAUGAGGGGAAAAAACGGUAAGGACCUGAAAGAAGAAAUUACUGCUUUAAACAACAUGGUAAAUAUCCUUGCCUCCCGGUCGGAGGCGGAAGAAAUCCGCCGCCUAAGAGCGGAUAACAACCGACUGCGGCGGGAAGUUGAAAAUAUGAAGACCGAAAUGAAGGCUUACCGGCGAGACUAUGCGGAAAUGAGAGCUUCUUUCUCGGCGGACAGCAAGACUCAUUCUCAAAAUAAAGUUCUCUCAGUGGACAGCGAUGGAAUAGAGGAACUCAGGAAGUCGAUUAUAUCCUCCGUAGGAAAUAUAAUAAACGCGCGGUUUGCAGGAAUCGAGGACCGUCUUCUUCCACCUAAGCCAUGCCGGCCCCCAUUGGCUGCAGACAAGAAUCUAAGUUUACAAACUCAGAGCCAAAAGACGAACUCUAAUGUCACUGCCAGUUCAGUGGAGAGUAGAACUGAAGCGCCUACUCCGUGGCAACCGACUGCUACUGCUAGCUCACUAUCCGCAGGGACGAGUGAAACUAGUUCUCACCAAGUGCAGAUCAAUCAAAAAGGCCCGGCAGAUAAGGACGGGUUUAUUCCAGUCCGCAAUAAAAAGAAAAAGAAGCCAAAAAAGACACCUGCUGCUAGUGUGGUGCCAGAGACGAGGAAAACGGCCGAGAAAAACAAGGCCAAGACCAAACGUCCAGUGCUGGAGGGGGUUGCAGCUGUCACCCGGCCCACCAAGUGUGCCACUGUGCGUAUAAUGGAUCUGGACGAUUCUGCUACAACCGAAAGUGUCAUAGCGGUUAUAGCCAGGAUUGGGGGCUGUGCUGUCAAUCUAGUGAAGGCGGGUGGGGUCCAACGCGGUCCUGGGGGAAUGGGUGCCAUAGUGGUAAGGUGUCCUGUAACUGCGGCUAAAAUAUUGGUGGAAAAAGGACGCGUUCUAGUAGGCUGGAGCUCUGCGCGUGUAAUUGCAUUGGAGCAGCUCCCAAUGAGAUGUUAUCGCUGCAUGGGUGUAGGACAUACGAAGCCAUUGUGUCCGUCUGAGGUAAGUAGGGAGCAUCUCUGUUACCGGUGUGGCGAAGAAGGGCACCGAGCAGCAUCUUGCUCAGUACCAGUGCCUAAGUGUGUUGUGUGCGCAGAGACAAAUAGGCCCCACGCUCAUGUGAUGGGUAGCCCACGAUGUAAACCUACACCUGUAACUGGAAAGGUGGCCUCACGGACCGGGACUGCUUCCAGUGCUGGCCCCCCUAAGGAACGAGAGAAUGCCGAAACUAAUAAUAUGCAAGAGUAA
This is a messenger RNA of Cydia fagiglandana, 1830 nucleotides long. RefSeq lists its product as uncharacterized. The coding region runs from base 1 to 1830 and encodes 609 amino acids. Gene Ontology annotation, molecular function: nucleic acid binding; zinc ion binding. Lineage: Eukaryota; Metazoa; Arthropoda; Insecta; Lepidoptera; Tortricidae. The record is from RefSeq and is a predicted model, not a curated record. The transcript has a single exon.